Cajanus cajan (pigeon pea) is the source of this 2931-nucleotide messenger RNA. Its product is annotated as putative disease resistance protein RGA1. The record is from RefSeq and is a predicted model, not a curated record. Lineage: Eukaryota; Viridiplantae; Streptophyta; Magnoliopsida; Fabales; Fabaceae. Gene Ontology annotation, molecular function: ADP binding.
GUCAGUAUUUGAGUUGGCAACCAGUGUUUUGUGCAAGUGCAAUAGCUAGCCUUCCGAUCUGUGGUGUUGGAGUCUUUGACAAGUGACAACAACUAUGGCGGAAUCAUUUCUCUUCAGCAUGGCGGAGUCACUCAUAGCAAAGCUUGCUUCUCGGGCUUAUGAGGAAGCUUCUCAGGUGCUGGGUGUAUAUGAUCAACUCAAAGAGUUUAAACAAACUCUCUCAUUAGUCAAGGCUGUGCUGUUAGAUGCUGACCAAAAGCAGGAACACAACCAUGAGCUGCGUGAAUGGUUGAGACAAAUCAAGCGUGUCUUCAAUGAUGCCCAAGAUGUGCUGGAUGAAUUUCAGUGUCAAACACUACGAAAGCAAGUGGUCAAAGUUCAUGGUACAACCAAGGAAAAGGUAGGCCACUUCUUCUCAACCUCUAAUCCACUUGUUUUUCGCUAUAGGAUGGCUCAACAAAUUAAACAUAUCAACGAGAGACUAAACAAGGUUGCAGCCGACAGGCAUAAGUUUGGUCUUCAAAUAAUUCAUGUUGACACACGUGUUGUGCAUAAAAGAGAACGUCUCACACACUCUCGUGUGAGUGAUUCAGAUGUGAUUGGAAGGGAACAGGAUAAAGAAAACAUCAUAGAGUUGCUGAUGCAGCAAAAUCCUAAUGAUAAUGUUACAAAUCUCUCUGUUAUCCCCAUUGUGGGGAUUGGAGGAUUGGGAAAAACUACACUUGCAAAGUUUGUGUUCAAUGAUAAGAGAAUAGAUGAGUGUUUUCAAUUGAAGAUGUGGGUGUGUGUUUCUGAUGACUUUGACAUUAGUCAACUCAUUAUUAAGAUCAUCAGUUCUGCCAAUGAUUUAGUUUCUGCUGAUGCUCCUCCUCUCCCACAAAAUUUAAGCAUGUUGGAUCCUGAACAACUGCAAAAUCAAUUGACAAACAAACUUACAGGUCAAAAAUUCUUACUCGUCUUGGACGACGUGUGGAAUGAAGACCGUGUUAAAUGGGUUGAGUUGGAAAAUUUAAUACAAGUAGGUGCGUUAGGAAGUAAAAUUCUAGUGACUACACGUAGUCAUUCAAUUGCUUCCAUGAUGGGCACUGUUCCUACUCACAUUUUGGAAGGCCUUUCUCAAGAGGAUUCAUUGUCUUUGUUUGUCAAGUGGGCAUUUAAAGAAGGAGAAGAGAAAAAACAUCCUCAUUUAGUAAAUAUUGGGAGAGAAAUUGUGAAAAAAUGCAGAGGGGUUCCAUUGGCUGUGAGAACAUUAGGGAGUUUACUAUUCUCAAAAUUUGAGGUAAACGAGUGGGAACGUGUGAGAGAUAAUGAAAUUUGGAAGUUGCCGCAGAAAAAAAAUGACAUUUUACCUGCACUGAAAUUAAGUUAUGAUCUCAUGCCAUCCUAUUUGAGACAAUGCUUUGUAUCGUUUUCCCUUUUUCCGAAGGACUAUAAUUUCAAUAAUUUGUUGGUAACUUCAUUUUGGGGGGCACUUGGACUCCUUGAAUCACCAGAAAAUAAUAGGAUGCCAGGUGAUGUUGCUAAUCAGUAUUUGCAUGAACUACUUUCAAGAUCUUUUAUUCAAGAUUUUUUCAACUUUGGAACUAUAUGUUCAUUUUCCAUACAUGACUUGGUUCAUGAUCUUGCCUUGUUUAUUGCAAAAGAUGAUUGUCUACUUGUAAAUUCUCAUAUUCAAAGUAUACCUGAGAAUGUUCGGCACCUAUCUAUUGUUGAAAACGAUUUACAUGGCAAAUUAUUCGCCACAAAAGCGGUAGGUGUGAGAACUGUUCUCUUUCCUAAUGAAGGUGUGGGAGCCAACAGUGAAGCUUUCCUCACAUUGGUUUCGAGGUACAAAUACCUGCAGAUUUUGGAUUUAAGUAAUUCUACAUUUGAAACUUUGCCUCGUUUCAUCGGGAAGCUAAAACAUUUACGAUAUUUCAGUCUUGAAAAUAAUAAGAAAAUUAAGAUACUCCCUGAUUCUAUUUGUAAGCUUCAAAAUUUGCAAGUGUUGGAUCUUAAUAAAUGCAUGAAGCUAGAAUCAUUGCCCAAAAGAUUAAGAAAAUUGAUUAGUCUCCGAGAAUUUUUCAUAACCACAAAGCAAUCUGUUUUGCCGGAGAAUGAGAUUGCACACUUGAGUUCUCUUGAAUCUUUGGUUAUAACUAAUUGCAACAAUCUGGAGUCUUUAUUCUCAGGGAUAGAACUCCCAUUUCUUAAAACAUUGCUUGUUGAUAACUGUGAGAGACUAAAGGCUUUUCCACUGGAUAGUAAACAUUAUCCUGCAUUAGAGACUUUGGCUGUUUAUAGCUGUGACAAUUUGGAUUUGUCCAAGGGCCAUGAAGACCAGAACUCCAACUUAAAGUUAAAAUCAGUCCUAUUUAUAUCUUUGCCAGAGCUAGGGACUUUGCCUCAUUGGCUUCAAGGAUCUGCUAACACAUUACUAUCCUUGGUACUGGAUGACUGCCGGAAUCUUGAGGUGCUUCCGGAUUGGCUGCCGAUGCUAACUUGUCUGGAAGUAAUUUUUAUCAUCAAUUGUCCAAAGUUGCAGUCUCUUCCAGAUGGAAUACAAUGCCUCACUUCCCUUGAACGUUUGGAAAUUGAAGACUGUCCCGAGUUGUGCACAAAAUACAUGCCGGAAGUUGGAGAGUGUUGGAACCAAAUAUCACACAUCAAACAGAUUACGAUUAGAGAGUAAGAAGAGUUGGUAGAAGUGGAAGAAGAGUUACUGGAAGUGGAAAAAGAAUUUGAGGAAGUGGAACUUGAUAUAGCCUGAUAAUUUUUGAACACCCUUGUUUUUCAUUUUUUGGUUCCAUGAUUAAUGCAGGUGAUUAUUGUUGAGUACUCUCUUAAUGUUUUUUGAUUUAUGUCAGUUGAUUAUGUUGUUCACUAGCUGUUGCACUAUGAUGUUUGUUUUAUGUAGACAUGAAUGAUGAUAUAUCUUUUAUCUUUCUCUUA